CGUAUGAAGAGCUUGCUCACCAAGCUCCUUGACUUUUCAAGAUUCAAUCCAAAUUCAUUGCAAAUUCCAAUUUUCUUUCUUCCUCUGUUAUGCGUGGCAAAAAUCAGGACAUUUUGUUUGCCAAAUGUCUAAUUUCUUUAUACUCUUCCAUGACUCAUCAUAUCAAGAAUUUUCUAUAAAUAGCCAUUGAAACUCCAUUGUUGCUCAAGCUAAAACCAAUUAAUCUUUCUGAUUGUAUUUAGCCUAAUUUAACUUGCUUCCCCUCUAUUUUUCCCUUGUUAAAAUUCAAGAAAACCAUUAAGACUACUCAUUUUCUCUCUCCUCCAUUCGACCACCGCGGCACCGCCGCUACUGCCACCACCUGCUUCCGGCGAAUCUUCCCGUCGCCUCCCAGAACCCAGCCCCGGCGUCAUCCAUUCCGUCGCCGGAAUCCAACUUAGCUCUGCUUCAUCGUGUGGUUGUUGCGCGUAUGCCCCUGCUUGGCUGCUUCUCUACUUAUUUUCCUCCCUCUUUUUGGUUACUGUAAAAUAUGGGAUGUAGGCCUUUAUUUCAUAGUGGAGUAACUAUUAUUAUGAUGGGCUUUUAAAAGGAAAAGCAUCAACGAGCAAAUAUGAUUUAUGAGGGAAUUUGCACCGUGAUGAUAUUUAAGGAUUAAGCCGAUUGGUUAAUCGAAAGAGGUUCGAUUAAGGAGCUCAAGUUGCUCAAAGAAGAGUUAUUACUGGAGUUGGUUAUUUAUUAUGGAGAUAUCGAGAUGAGAAGUAUUUAUAAUGGGAAUCCUGUUAUUGAGAUUUAAUUAUGAGAAUACUGUUUAUAUUUAUUUUUGGGAAAAUUUGUAUUAUUUAAGAAAUGUUAUUUGAGGAUUAUUUUAUUUGUGGGCCCAUACCCACAUGUCCCAGGGUUAAUUAAGCCUAAUUGCGCUGGCAAUGAUCAGUUAAGUACGGUUUAUUACCGAUAAUUAAGUAGCCGAAAAGUCGGGGCGUUACAGUUUGGUAUUCAGAGCCAAGGUUCUGCGACCAUAAGUGCUAAACUUUACGGGUUUUGCACGAAAUAAAAAUUUACUAGGUUUUAAGCAAGAAUUUUAAGGAAUGAGUAAAAAGAAUAAGUUAAAAUCAUGCUAAGUUAAAAUGAAAUGAGUGUGAGUGAUAGGACGGGGAACGCAACGGGAAUGUUUUCUUUAUUAUGAUUUGCAGAAUUUCUUAGUCUAAUUUCAAGAAGAAAAGAUUAUCUGAAGUGUUGUAUCCUUGCGAUCAGAUCGGCGAUGACUUCAAGCGGAAAUAUUCCUAUUGACGGCACUAGAAACGAUAACGAUGUUAACGAUGGCAAUGGUAAUCACAAAUCUGUAUUAGCGCUGGGAAGAAUGCAAGAAAGAAUUGAAGAAUUGCGCAAGGAUCCCAUUUUCGGGGACACUCCAGGAGAAACAAGCGAUAAUCGAAUGGAUUUAAUGAGAUUGAUAAUGUCGGAACUUCUGCAAGGAAAUCGUCAAAAGCCAAGGUCAGAGCAAGAAGAAUGCUCCAACAUGUUCAAGAAGUUCGCUUCUCAUAAACCCCCUACCUAUGAUGGCAAGCCAGACCCUACUGAAUUUGAGGAAUGGAUUAGCGAUAUGGAGAAGUUAUUUGAUGCAACUCAAUGCCCCGAGAAAUGGAAGGUCAACUAUGCUGUCUUUUACUUGAAAGGACAAGCCAACCUGUGGUGGAAAAGUGUUAAAGGAAUCCAAAAUGAGCCUGGUUUUGGUUGGGAAAAACUGACGGAAGCUAUGCGGGAACAAUUUUAUCCCUAUUCUCUACAAAUGCAAAUGGAAUCGGAAUUUAUCAAAUUGAGUCAAGGAAAGAAAAAUGUUCUAGAAUAUGCAGUGAAAUUCAAUGAGCUUGCUCGAUUUGCCCCUGACCUGGUGACUACUGAUAGGCAAAGGAUGAAUCGAUUUGAAGGAGGAUUAAGCAUUGAGAUCCGUGAUCGUCUUUCAAGUUCUAGAAUUUCCACUUUCCAAGAGUUGUACGAUCGAGCAAUUAACGUCGAAAGAAUUAUCAAGCUUCGAGAAGAAACAUAUGGAAAACGAAAAGGGAGCUUCGAAGAAAAUCAACCGAACAAUAAGAAACAAAAUGUCAAUGUCAGCUAUCAAGGAGGGAAUAACGGAAACCAAAGCUUCAACAAGAAUCGUGGAUGCGCCAAGUGUGGAAGAUGGAACCAUACUGAGAAAGAAUGUCGAAUUGGUACGCGAGAUUGCUUCAAAUGUGGUAGCAAAGAUCACCAAAUCAGAGAUUGUCCUCAAAUACAUCGAGAGCAAGGUGAUAGGAGAAACGAUGAAAACAAAGGAAAUGGUGGCACUACAAAUUUCAACCGUAAUCCCCCACGUGGAGCAACUUCGAAUGGAAGAGUGUUUUUAAUGCAAGGAAAAGGCGAUGACGCAAAUGACAAUGACGACUUCGCUACUAUGGAGUAAAGAAUGAAUGAUCUUUUGAAAACGCGUGAUCGAACAUCUAGAAGAAAUAGUCUAAACUAAAUGAUGGAAAUUUUGAAAGUAAUAUGCGUUAAUCAAGUAUCAAACUAAGAUGUAUUACCAUCAUUAGUUAUAUGAAUGUUAUGCUUAUGUAUGAAAUUUUCAAUUAAAGAAUUAUGUGUUUAAGAUA
Molecule: messenger RNA, 2624 nt
Organism: Spinacia oleracea (spinach)
Lineage: Eukaryota; Viridiplantae; Streptophyta; Magnoliopsida; Caryophyllales; Amaranthaceae
Exons: 2
Coding region: 1259-2437 (392 amino acids)
Molecular function (GO): zinc ion binding; nucleic acid binding
Source: RefSeq, a predicted model, not a curated record